AGUAGAGAUUUCCCAUGAGCUGUCACAGAUCUGUCACAGGGACUGAGGGACUGAGGGACUGAGGCCAAGAGAGCCAUAAAGAGUUUGCAAAGGAUUUAGACUAUCGAGAAGCUGAGUUGCCUGCUGCAAGGGAGCAGGAAGGAAGGGCCAUCUUGACAUCAGAGCUUGGUGAACUUUACCUGCCCCAAUGCAGUUUCCCAUGGGCCCUGCUUGCAUCUUCCUGAGAAAAGGCAUUGCUGAGAAGCAGCGGGAGAGACCACUGGGACAGGAUGAGAUUGAUGAGCUCCGGGAAGCAUUUCUUGAAUUUGACAAGGACCGAGAUGGGUUCAUUUCUUACAAGGAUUUGGGCAAUCUCAUGAGAACAAUGGGUUACAUGCCUACAGAGAUGGAGUUGACUGAGUUGGGCCAGCAAAUCCGAAUGAACCUUGGUGGCCGUGUAGAUUUUGAAGACUUUGUGGAACUGAUGACCCCCAAAUUGCUUGCAGAAACAGCAGGGAUGAUCGGUGUCCAGGAGAUGCGAGAUGCCUUCAAGGAGUUUGAUGCCAAUGGAGAUGGGGAGAUCACACUGGCAGAGCUGCAGCAGGCCAUGCAGAGGCUGCUGGGGGAGAAGCUCACACCCCGGGAGAUUGCUGAGGUAGUACAGGAGGCUGAUAUCAAUGGAGAUGGCACUGUUGAUUUUGAAGAGUUUGUGAAGAUGAUGUCUCGUUGAAGAGGUAAUGGAAGCUCCAGACACCUGCUGGCUUGUCAACAUGGGCUGAACACUUGUAAAGCACUGGAUGUCCAGAAUAUCUUAAAGGAUGGAGGGUAGGAGUGAGCUUGCCACUGUAUGGACUGGUUUGCAACUACAAACAGUUGUUUUGCUUUUUGGGAUCAGAGGCAUACAUAGAAGCAAAUUUAGAAGGAAGGCUCUGUAUAUAAAUCUAAAUUAUAUUAGGAUCCAGUGCCACUCAAAUAUUCCAGAGGACAUGGCAUCAUUUCAUAAUCUGUUUCCACUAGAUUCUCCUUCCAUGACUCCCUUGGUUAAAAGAUGUUGUGGGAACUUUUUCACAGUCUUGAAGGAAGAAAAGAAAGCCUUCAAAAAGUUAUACACAUAGCUUACCUUUCCCCUGGCUACUCUGACAACAACCCAGUUUUCUUCUCUUGAUAAGAGAGUGUCUCACUAGUCACAGGGUUAUAAUGGGCAUCCUGAUAAGUCUCAGGAAGAGGCAUUUAAGGUUGUAUUUUUCCAAUUUCCCCAAAACAGUCUGUCAUCUCCUGCUACCUCCCCACCCUCCAUGUAAAUACCCAUGUCCCUGCCCUAGUGUGAGAUACUCAGGGGAACUGAGCUAAACCACAAAUCUGGAUUAUCAAGGUUUAGGGAAAGCUGAUCCCUCUGAGUAUUUAAUCCCCUGCAAAAUGAGAGAGAGAAGUGGGGGAGGAUUCCCCAAAUCCUUAGCCCAACCAAGUGACUGUAACUCAUUCCUGGAAGGCCUCUGCCCCUAUGUUGAUCUACUCCAAGCUUUUCCAGGCCUGUCUCUACCAUAGGUAGUUCAUGAACUUCAUCCUUCAUGUACCAUCAUGAAUCUGAAUCCUUCAGUUACUUUAUCACUCAGGAUAAAAAAUUCAUGUCAUAUCUUUCUUCAAGCAUUUU
Rattus norvegicus (Norway rat) is the source of this 1630-nucleotide messenger RNA. RefSeq names its product calcium binding protein 5 (gene Cabp5). Gene Ontology annotation, cellular component: cytosol. NCBI's taxonomy places the organism in Eukaryota, Metazoa, Chordata, Mammalia, Rodentia, Muridae. The transcript is spliced from 6 exons. Gene Ontology annotation, molecular function: calcium ion binding. The record is from RefSeq and is marked provisional. Bases 188 to 709 code for a protein of 173 amino acids.